UAUAAUAAGCGGGUAUUUAAUAAUUGAAAUGUGUAUUUACUUUUUUUACAUGCAUCGGUAGUUCUUUUUAACGGUUAAUUCAUUUAUGAGCAAUACACUAUUUUCUUACGACUUUUACCGACUGCUGACGAAAGAUUUUUGGCAUGAUUAUAUCAACACUGCCAUAUUAUAUACAUACAAACAAUAUGAUCUAUUAAUGAUAUUGGGAUAUUGUACAUAAACAAUGGUUUUAGUCAAAAUCUUGGAUAAAGUUCUUGGACCUAUCGGUGUUUACGAAGGCCAUCGAACUGUAUUCGACGAUAAUUUCAUCGAUCGAUUAUGCCAUUAUUACACGAUUAUUGGACUAUUUUUCGGCACAAUUCUCGUCGGAACAGCCGAAUACGUCGGGAAUCCAAUCGAGUGCUGGUGCCCUGCUGAGCUCAGUCCUGAGGAAGUAAAAUAUGUGAACUUUGUGUGCUGGGUUCAGAAUACGUACUAUAUUCCGCCAUUUAAACCUGUUCCUUAUGAAUAUGAGUUCCGAUACAGUAACACAAUAUUUUAUUACCAAUGGGUUCCCCUUAUUCUACUUAUUAUGGCGGUUAUAUGUAAAUUUCCUCGACUGGUAUGGAAAUAUAUGUCUAAUAGGUGCGGAGUCGGAAUUAAAAAAUUAGUUGAAUUGGCAAAACAGACACACCUUACUUCAAAGGAAGACCGGGAACAAAAAUUAAAAUUUGUUGCUCAGUAUAUUGAUAAAUGGUGUCUAAAUGUUCGUCCUUAUCGUUCAGGAAUUUUUGCUCCAACUCGUGAACAUGCUGCAAGCCUGUGCGACAUCGGCUGUGGACGUCACCAUGGAAACUACCUGAUCAGCAUUCGAAUAAUGGUCAGAAUUAUGUACUUUGCUGUUUCAUUCGGACUUCUCUUCUUUCUAAACGAAUUUCUUCAAAACGAUAUAUAUAUUUACGGAUAUGACGUAAUAAAUAAAUUCUUGGCUGGCCAAGAUUGGUCGCUAAAUCACGUGAGAUUCCCAAGAGUCACGCUCUGUGACUUUGACCUUCGUCAGUUGUCAAACAUUCAGAGGUACACGAUGCAGUGCGUACUUCCGGUUAACCUUUACAACGAAAAAUUAUUUAUAAUCCUAUGGUUUUGGAUGACUUUGAUAUCGGUAAUGUCAUUCCUAAACGUAAUUUAUACGUUAGUCGUCGCUCUUAUGAAGAAGUCGAGGAAAAACUUCAUCAAAAAGUAUUUACGACUCAACGAACUUUACGAGAAGAGGGAACGAGACGCAUUAACUAAAAAAUUACUACAAAAGUUUGUAGAUUUACAUCUAAGAUAUGACGGAAUAUUUCUACUACAACUCAUGUCAAAUAAUGUGGGUAGUGCUGUAAUGGGAGAUGUUAUAAAGCACCUUUGGGACCUAUAUCGUGAUAGACAGUUCCAGAUCAACAACGGGACAGUCCCGAAACCUUCCGAUAAGAACUCUUACGUGUCUUAUAGAAGCAGUAAUGGGACAUUAUCGAACGACUUUAAGAAGACGCUAGCAAAUGAAAGUUUUGUAUGAUAACAGAAAAAACCUUUAGAGAUAGAAGUCCAUUUUUGGGAUAAAAGAUUAAAGUACACACUAGCUAUAAUAUGUGAGAACUAGUCGUGUACUUUGUGUUACCUUGUUAUACAGUGGCUAUGAUUGUUUUGAACAGUACAUCAUCUUGGUUAUGUUGUAAAUCAAACAAAUCAUUGCACCUGGCAUUUUUUGGUGCGAAAAUUAAUGCGCUAAUUCAUUAUUUGAAUGAGAACUAAACUGGUCUGCCAGUAAAAACUUUCUCUCACUCGAUUAUUCUAUUGUAAGAUUUCUAUCAUAUAAAUAUUUUCUACUUAGUACAUUUCAUCAAUUAGCCAUUAGUUAGUGUUCUUGCUAGAAUUUGAAGCCAGAGGAGCACAGUGUUAAGUAGAUGGACGCUUUAGAUAGAUGUUGUGUUAAAAAAAGGAACACCUUAAUCAUGCGUAUAGAUUAAACAAAUUAAAGAAUUACACAUUAUGAUGUACUUUAGGGUUGUAAAAUCUUUUUCCAAUAGUGAGAAUUAUUUUCUGCUUUGAAAAAUAUUUAUAUUCCUUUAAAAAAUGCACAGGGAAGGUUAUAAGGGGAAGAGGGGUGUAAAGAAAGGACAGAGAUGCAAACAGAAAGGACAACAGGGGGUUCUUUUUGUGGCUAGCUAUGACAUGAAAUUAGCACUGCCUUCAUAAGCAUAUUUUAUGGUUUAUUUCAUACUAACAAAAUAUAUUGCUCUCGACUACGCCUCGUUGAUAUAUUUUUAUAUGUAUGGUGAUAUACCAUAACGUCUUCAAGUAAGGCAGUACGAUAUGUUCAUCUGUGACUUUUUUUUCAUAUUAAUUAAUUUACUCUAUAUAUGUAGUGAAUGUGAAACAAAUGAUUUUAUGUCAGUGCCAUAGACCUCCUUGUUAUUUUGGAUUCUGCGAUAACUGACAUUUUGUGAUAUUUGACCUAUUGACAUGAUUUAACAAUCACUUUUGCAUAAAAUAUUUACCUUUGUUAGGUGAAAAAAAUUACCUGAAAGUUUUUGCUUUUCCUGUAAUGACGAAUGAACUGUAACGACGGAUGUGUGCAAUGACAAAUGUCAUGUAAUGACGGAUGCACUGUAAUGAUAAAUGUCUUGUAAUGACGGAUGCGUUGUAAUAAUAAUUGUCUUGUAAAGACGAAUAUCUUGCAAUGACGAAUGUGUGUAAUGGCGAAUGUCUUGUAAUGACGGAUGCAUUGUAAUGACGAAUGUGUGUAAUGACGAAUGUGUGUAAUGAGGAAUGUCUGUAAUGAGUAAUAUGUGAAAUGGCGAAUGUCCUGUAAUAACGAAUGUGUGUAAAUGUCUCGUGAAGGCGAACAUCCUGUAAUGACGAAUGUCUCGUGAAGGCAAAUGUCCUGUAAUGACUGAUGUCUUGUGAAGGCUAAUGUCCUGUAAUGACUGAUGUCUUGUGAAGGCGAAUGUCCUGUAAUGACGGACGUCUUAUUGAGGCGAAUGUCCUGUAAUGACGGAUGUCUCGUGCAUGCGAAUGUCAUGUAAUGACGGAUGUCUUGUGAAGGCGAAUGUCAUGUAAUGGCGGAUCUCUUAUGAAGGCGAAUGUCCAGUAAUGACGGAUGUCUUGUGGAUGCGAAUGUCCUGUAAUGACAGAUGUCUCGUGAAGGCGAAUGUCAUGUAAUGACGGAUGUCUUGUGAAGGCGAAUGUCCUAUAAUGACGGAUAUCUUGUGAAGGCGGAUGUCCUAUAAUGACGGAUGUCUUGUGAAGGCGAAUGUCCUGUAAUGACGGAUGUCUUGUGGAGGCGAAUGUCAUGUAAUGACAGAUUUCUUGUGAAGGCAAAUGUCCUAUAAUGACGGAUGUCUUUUGAAGGCAAAUGUUCUGUAAUGACGGAUGUCUCGUGAAGGCGAAUGUCAUGUAAUGACGGAUGUUUCGUGAGGACGAAUGUCCUGUAAUGACGGAUGUCUUGUGAAGGCUAAUGUCCUGUAAUGACGGAUGUCUUGUGGAUGCGAAUGUCCUGUAAUGACAGAUGUCUUGUGAAGGCGGAUGUCCUAUAAUGACGGAUGUCUUGUGAAGGCGGAUGUCCUAUAAUGACGGAUGUCUUGUGAAGGCGGAUGUACUACAAUGACGGAUGUCUUUUGAAGGCCAAUGUCCUGUAUAGACGGAGAUUUACUUGUAACUCCAAAGGUUGAUGUUAAUGGUAGAUCUUAAUCUUAUUUAUUUUUGUUCCUGUUUAAUUUAUUUUAUUACUUUCAUCCUCCGGACAAUUGAGAGCUUGGCAUAUGACACCUGUCUAUUGUAGAUGACUGUUUGUUGUCCUCUAGAUGUUAUUUGAUAUUAUGCUUUCGUUGGGUUUUUGUCUCAUAGACGUAUACCGCAUAUCUCAUUUCAUCUACAUUUGUACAUACAGUCUGUAACCAUAGAAACUGAAAUCAGAAGACUUGAUUACAUCUGCACAUAUAUAUUCAUGAUUUAUUUUUCACGCCAUACAUUACAUAUUUUUUGUUUUUGUAUUAAUUUUUUUUGGCAUUUCAAAUGUUUGUGCAUUUAUAAUUUAUUUUAUAUUUUUAUGCAUUUAUUUAUUGUCACUUUUACGUUUUUUUUUCUUAAUAAAUAACUGUUUUGUAGAUGGAGAUUUGUUUAUUUGUUUAAUAAACUUUUUGAAAAUCUU
Mytilus californianus (California mussel) is the source of this 4171-nucleotide messenger RNA. Its product is annotated as innexin unc-9-like. NCBI's taxonomy places the organism in Eukaryota, Metazoa, Mollusca, Bivalvia, Mytilida, Mytilidae. The coding region runs from base 224 to 1537 and encodes 437 amino acids. The record is from RefSeq and is a predicted model, not a curated record. The transcript is spliced from 2 exons.